This is a messenger RNA of Racocetra persica, 297 nucleotides long. NCBI's taxonomy places the organism in Eukaryota, Fungi, Glomeromycota, Glomeromycetes, Diversisporales, Gigasporaceae. The record is from the annotation of a GenBank genome assembly.
CCUAUUUCGAAGAAAAUUAAUUGAGCGGGAUAUUGCUUCAGAAGUGAUCAUAAUAACUACUUGGACCAUUUUAUUAGCAAAUUUGACUCUCAAAUGCUUUUUAAAUGUCAUAGCAUAUACCACGGCUAUGAUUUUGAUAAAUAAUUCGGCAUCUUCAGACGUUCUUGGCACAGUCAAUGGAAUUGCUCAAACUUUAGCAUCUCUUACUCGUGCCUUAGGGCCAGCUUUGGUAAUAUCCGCUGCUACAUUUAUCGGUUGGAUUCAAAGUUUUAAAAUACCUUCUGAACUAGGCUUUGA